Molecule: messenger RNA, 1182 nt
Organism: Microcebus murinus (gray mouse lemur)
Lineage: Eukaryota; Metazoa; Chordata; Mammalia; Primates; Cheirogaleidae
Gene: C1QBP
Product: complement C1q binding protein
Biological process (GO): regulation of complement activation; negative regulation of mRNA splicing, via spliceosome; cytosolic ribosome assembly
Cellular component (GO): mitochondrial matrix; nucleus; plasma membrane
Molecular function (GO): kininogen binding; transcription corepressor activity; complement component C1q complex binding
Source: RefSeq, a predicted model, not a curated record
GCCUCCGGCGAGGGCGGGGCUUCCGGCGGCGCGCUAGGUCACUGGGAGCCUGGGCCCGACUCGACAUUCGCACACGCACGUGUCUGCCGCCGCCUUCGCGAUGCUCCCUCUGCUCCGCUGCGUGCCCCGUGCCCUGGGCCCCGCCAUCACCGGCCUUCGCGCCGCCGCGCCCGCCGCCCCGCUCCGACAGCUACUGCAGCUGGCGCCCCGGCCGUGCGCCCGGCCCUUCGGAUUGCUCAGCGUGCGCGCGGGCUCUGUGCGGCGGCCGGGCCUCCUGCGGCCUCCCGGGCCCUGCGCCUGCGGCUGCGGCUGCGGCGCGCUGCACACCGAUGGGGACAAAGCUUUUGCUGAAUUUCUGAGUGAUGAAAUUAAGGAGGAAAAGAAAAUUCAGAAGCAUAAGUCCCUCCCCAAGAUGUCUGGAGGUUGGGAGCUGGAAGUGAAUGGGACAGAAGCUAAAUUAGUGCGGAAAGUUGCUGGGGAAAAGAUCACUGUCACUUUCAACAUUAACAACAGCAUCCCACCUACGUUUGAUGGUGAGGAGGAGUCCUCCCAAGGGCAGAAGGUUGAGGAACAGGAGCCUGAAUUGACGUCAACUCCUAAUUUCGUGGUUGAAGUUACAAAGAAUGAUGGCAAGAAGGCCCUUGUGCUAGAUUGCCACUAUCCAGAGGAUGAGGUUGGACAAGAGGAGGAGGAUGAGAGUGACAUUUUCUCUAUCAGGGAAGUUAGCUUUCAGUCCACUGGUGAUUCUGAAUGGAAGGACACUAAUUACACACUCAACACAGAUUCCCUAGACUGGGCCUUGUAUGACCACCUAAUGGAUUUCCUUGCGGACCGAGGGGUGGACAACACUUUUGCGGAUGAGUUGGUGGAGCUCAGCACAGCCCUGGAACACCAGGAGUACAUUAGUUUUCUUGAAGAUCUCAAGAGUUUUAUCAAGAGCCAGUAGAGCAUACAGGGACACUGAGAGCCUUUCUUUUAUGGCAGGCUCUGGCUGGUGAACAAAUCCUCUGAAACCAGACACAUGUGCUUUGAAAUGGUUAUCAUCCUACUAUCAUGGAAGAAAUAGCAAAUUUAAAUUAUUUCUUUUGCAUUCUCAUUUAGUAUUCAUUUGCUUUUUUCUGUACAAAUCUAGAUUUUUGUAUAACAUAAUGAUGGACAAUAAAAUUGGUUUAUCUCCUCCAA